GUCGUCGUCUCGGAGAGUGAGAUCGAGUCGUAGAAACGGGAGAAGCCGAGAGAGACCGUCGCACGCGUCUAUCGUCCUGCGAAUAGGGUGUUCCGUGCGACACUGAUGAUACAAUUCAUAGGUUCUAGAUUCUACCGUAGAUUCCAAAAAAAAAUGGCUCGUGGACAGCAAAAAAUACAAUCUCAAGCCAAAGCUGCGGAGAAAGCUGCAAAAGUAAAGAAACAACAAGGACACAGUGCCAAUGAUCAGAAAAAGGCAGCACAGAAAGCGCUUGUACACGUGUGUACUGUGUGCAAGGCCCAAAUGCCAGACCCCAAGACCUACAAGCAACACUUUGAGAAUAAACAUCCCAAGAACGAGCUGCCAGAUGAUUUAAAGAAUAUAUGAGGGUACGAACUUUUGUGAAGUGGACCGGGCAGAGCGCAGAGAAAAAUUGCUGCAACUGACAAAGUGAUAUAGUUCAACAUUCACCUGAUCAUUGCAUAGUUUCAGAAAAUAAAUUAAAACCUUGUUAGUGUUUUAACUGAUCUAUCGCGCACUUAAGGAGACAAAUUGUUGUGUGCACAACUCAGAAUAUUAGACGUAAUUGAAUAAUUUGCUUAUGGAAAAACCUUGAUUUGUAAGGGAAAAGGCUAACCACUUUCCGCAUGAACCAUAUAGUCAAUACUUUUCACAUAAGCAUAAUUAUUACAUCUGAAUCUGUGUAUGUUUCUAAAUAAAGUUCAUAAACUUGAUAGCGCAGUUCUGAGGGAGUGUAUUUCGAUGUAAGGGGUAAUGCAGUAGCAUUCUUGUUUAUGUUACAACGAGAGAGAAUAUAUAGAGUGAUAUACAUAUAAGUGAGUCGCACACGCGAAUUCGAUUGGAUGCGCCGAAGUGCUGUUACGGCGCGAUUUUAAGGACUAUCGUAUAAGAGAAAGUUAUUCGAUUAACACGAAUAGUGAAUGCAAGUGCAUAUAAUAUAUAUAUAGUACAUGAACAAUUUUUAGAUUGACAAAAUGCCGAACGCUCAUUCUGCCGAGUAGCGUUUGUAAUUGUUGCGCCAAGUGUCGCACUAACUCCUCUAUUGUUCCAUUAUUUAUGCACAUUAUGUAUCCGCUUUUACAUCAGUCUGUACACCGCGGUCUCUAGUGCGGAUCAACACGUAUCCAGCCGAAUUCGCUGUAACGAUGGUGAACAACUUGAAAUUCAUUUUCUUGCGUGUUAGAUAAGAGCAUUCUUCACAACUUGUUACACACGAGAAGAUUCUCAUCGCGUUUCGCACACGGAGGACGUUCCCUUGUUACGAAUCUUAGUUCCUCAUUGUGAAUUAUGAGGAGAACGAUGCGUUUCGCUACACUCGCACACUUUGUUGCAUUUAAUACUAAAUGUUUACGUGCUGCGUCAUACGUGCCCUUCUUGACAGAAGCAGUUCUGGAAAAUUUACCAAGUUGAAUAACGCAGAAUCUUUAACUACUAAUAACUGCCAAUUUAUAUAGUUGAGUGUGUAUCGUAUGUAAUCUCUAAAAUUAAGAAUACUGUAUAGACAAAAAGCGCGGAGAACGUUAUAUAUAUACAUAUAUAAAUAUAUAUAUAUACACACACACACACACGUACAGCCUUUAUACAGACUCGGUUUCUCCACUUUCCCCGCUUGCAAACGUGCAUCGCAAUUAUUCAUUUCCGUUGUGCUGAGCUAUCUGUAACUUGACUUGAUACGAGAGGACUAAUGAUUAAGACGGCACAUUCUUUUUUAUGUUUAUAAAAAAAAUAUACAUAGUACUUAAAUUACCGAGCUGAGAAUAAUUGAUUCAUACGGCAUUGUUGUAUGUUUAUAUAACUGUAAAGAUAUGAAAACGAUAGUAUUUGUAUAGUAUUACAUUGGCUUUUCAAUAGAGAAUCCAUUAUUCUCGAUAUGUAAUAUUACGGACCUUCCGAGAGAUUUAAGGGGGCAUGCUUUAAUAGUUUCUUAUAAAGCGUUCGUUACGAAGGAACUCGCAUCGAUAUCUUAAACCGGCAUCCGCAAAUAGAUGAAUUUACAAGGAAUUCUUAUAGCGAUUCUAAAUUAAGUGUUAAUUAUUUGAAAUCUGUAUUUUUCGUUUUGCUGUAAUAAUUACAAUAUUUAUCGUUGCAUUCGCUCUACGAUAUUGUCUCAUUUACGGCUAAGAAUCCCUACCCCGUAUUUCCGGCGUGUGUAUAAGGGCAUAUCCCAGCGAGUUUUUAAUAAACAUCAGCCUGAAAAUUA
This is a messenger RNA of Dinoponera quadriceps, 2221 nucleotides long. RefSeq names its product zinc finger protein 706-like. Bases 106 to 387 code for a protein of 93 amino acids. The record is from RefSeq and is a predicted model, not a curated record. The transcript has 4 exons. NCBI's taxonomy places the organism in Eukaryota, Metazoa, Arthropoda, Insecta, Hymenoptera, Formicidae.